Molecule: messenger RNA, 2549 nt
Organism: Durusdinium trenchii
Lineage: Eukaryota; Dinophyceae; Suessiales; Symbiodiniaceae
Source: the annotation of a GenBank genome assembly
GUGGCCUACAACCAUGAGCUGGUUUUGCUCCCCUACUGGGUGCAGAUGCAGCCACACUUCUCGGACGGUUGGAAGGACUUUGGAGGUGAGGAUGGCGACCUCACACGCCAUACUGAUCUCUAUCAAGCGAGGCAUAUGCGCGCCUUGUCUGAUUGGUCCUUGGUCUCCACUGCAAGGCUUUGGCUACCCUUGAAUUUCGGCCCACCCUCUCAGCGGCAAGCGAUGCCGCAGAGUGUUGUGGACUUCGCCUUGAGAUACUACACCUUGGAUUUGGCGCCACGACCCUUCCGAAAGAAGGGCUUCAACAACGCCAGGAAAAAGGUAAAGGCACGGGCCAAGCGCUUGCGCUCCAUCUCGGACUUCACGGCCGAGAGCACGGCCUUCAUCGAUGAGGUGCAGUCUCGCAAAGGGAAAGCUGGGAUCCGCGAGGGGGGCCUCCCCGGGAUUGGUGGCUUCCGGACCUUCAAGGAGCUGAGGUUGGUGGGGCACGAGGACCAGGACCAACAGUGGCACGUUUCUGUGGAAACCCCUCUUAGUCUAUUUUGUCGACGGGAACAUCGACGCGUUUCAUGGGGCCUCACUCCAAACGCAAGGGAAGCCCCUCCGUCCCGUGCUUUGCAACAUUGUGAGGCUGCCUUGCAAUCCGAAGGCUCGCCUGUUGCCUUCCAGCUUUGCCUUAGUGUGGCAGGGCUCAACGCUGCUCUUUCGCUGCUGGCCUAUCACCCUGUCUCAAUGCAACCGACAAAGGAUCGGUCAAAGGAGCCCACCGGCGGGGACCACCGGCAGUCGGAAGAGGAGUUGCAGGCCCACUUUGGGCAGAUGAGAAUUACAGCUCGACGAGGGUGCGCGUCAGGUGCGGUGGCCAGCGAGGCUGAGGUUCCGCCGGUGGAGUUUGCGGCACUCUUGGAUGACGUGGAAGAGUAUGUCACAGUGGUAGCUCACUGUGCAGAGCGUUGCCACCUCCUCGAGCGCUUGGCCGUGUCCUUCCGUGAGGUUUACGCGAAGCUUCCCAUCAUCACCACCUGUGAGUGUGCAGAGGAUGCUCUUGGAUGUGAGGAGCCUGUCGCUCGUGCUCAUGAACGCGUGUCGCAAAUGACCGUGGUCUCAGUGCCGUAUGACUUCGGCCUCUCUCGCGGGAAGACCCUGCUCAUCGAGAUGACUGACACCGAGUUUGUCCUCGUCCUGGAUGAUGACUUCACCCAUUCCAUGCACUCCUGUUUGGAAUGCAUGCUGUGGAAGAUGCGGAGCCGUCACUAUGCGCUUUGGAAGCCUUUCGACGUGCUUGGCUUCCCGGUACAGGAGGAUGAAAGGAUCUUUGGAGCCUUUCGGGGCAGGCUUCGAGUCACGAACCAGCAACUCUUCUUGGAACCCAUGGUCGAGGAGGUUCUCCCGGAUGGCUGCGUCCGGGUGGAGAUUUGCCCGAUGGUCUUCUUGGGUCGAACAGCUCGCAUGCGGCGUUUUCACUUCAACAAAGAGUUGCGUGUUGGUGAGCAUGAGCAGUUCUUCUACGCGAAUGCCUACAAUGGAAUCCAGGUCGCUGUGUGCUUUGACUCCUCGUUCCCGCACUUCCGUGUCAAUACGAUGAGUGCUGGCUAUGUAAAGCGGCGUGAAAGGAUGCCUGAGCUGAUGGCGAAUGCCUUUCAGAAGUUGGGCUUUGAGCGGGCCAUGUUCCUCUUCCGCAAGUACGACCAUGGUCGAAUGGCCGAUUACGAUGAACUUUUGGACAAGACGGUGCCGCCUUGGCACAUCGGCCAUGACAGCUGUGGACCCCCGACGACACCUCCGGUGCCCUUUGCACAAGUCUUCGUGGUGGUUCUCAGCAGCGCGGAUGAGCAGGGGAAGCGUUUCCGCAGUGUCUUGAGGAGUUCACAGGCUUGGCUGCCGAAGUUCCUCCACUUGGGCGGCGCCGGAUCAUUACGUUGGAGCUUCGCAGUGUAUCCCUCACAUGACGAGGGGGGCCUAUAUGUGAAUCUAGAUGAGGAGAACGACAAGCACAAGGAUAUGCUCAUCUUGCCACCCUCUGACAGGACCUCAAAAGAGAAGCCUUUGGUUGGCACCACAGACCAACUGCUGCAGGUCUUUGCUCUCUUGCGGGAUUUCCAGUUCCGCUUCCUGACCAUUUCAAGGCAGGACGUCUUCGUGAACUUUGAGCAUUUCAUGGAUCAGUUGCAGAUCAUGGAACCGCCAGCUGGAAAGGUCUUGGGUUCCUGGGCGUCGAUGGGCACUGCCUGGAGGUUGGAUGAUCACUUCUUCGUAUUGCCGCGUGACAUCUUCACCUUGAUCUCAGCACCAGAGGUGAUCUCACGCUUGGCAGUGACUGGGUAUCACCAGGUCUUUGGCGAUCUCUCCGUCUUGUCCGCAGGCAUCAGCUCCUGGAUGCACGCCUAUGCUGUGGAACGAUCACCCUUGCCCAGCACCCUGCGUCAUGGCCCUUUAGUUUGCACAUCGAGGAGCGUGACGCUGCAUCCGGUAAGCCCUGAGGAGCUCGAAGGGCUUUUCAACUUUCCGGGAACGUGUUGAAUAUUAUUGAAUAAAAUACAUUUGAAACC